AUGUGCCGUUCAUUAGUACCUUCAUCAACAUCUAAUGACCUUCAAGCAACACUUGAUGAGAUUGUUGAUGAAAAGUAUCAGAAAUAUCAACAAUUGAAGAUAUUAGAAAAAGAAGAACAAAGAAUUGUCGAUGAAGAGAAGAAGAUUCAAGAUAAAAAGAAAAAGAUCGAAGAAGAUAAAAAGAAGAUCGAAGAAUAUAUAAAGAAGAUCGAAGAAGAAGAGAUGAUGGUUGAAGAAGACGAAAAAAACGUCAUAUUAGCUAAGAAGAAGCUUGAAGAUGAAAAGAAAAAGAAGCCUGAAGAUGAAGAAGUCUCAAGCAGAUUGACUAUUAUUCUCAUUAUUUGUUCUUGUUAA
Messenger RNA from Rotaria sp. Silwood1, 354 nucleotides. The record is from the annotation of a GenBank genome assembly. NCBI's taxonomy places the organism in Eukaryota, Metazoa, Rotifera, Eurotatoria, Philodinida, Philodinidae.